This is a messenger RNA of Liolophura sinensis, 4270 nucleotides long. Its product is annotated as rhotekin-like. The record is from RefSeq and is a predicted model, not a curated record. The transcript is spliced from 12 exons. Gene Ontology annotation, cellular component: actomyosin contractile ring. Gene Ontology annotation, biological process: septin ring organization; actomyosin contractile ring assembly; signal transduction. Lineage: Eukaryota; Metazoa; Mollusca; Polyplacophora; Chitonida; Chitonidae. Bases 828 to 2306 code for a protein of 492 amino acids.
CUGCCUGGUACUCACUGAUUCCAGAGCUCAUUAAUGACUGCUGGCUGAGGCAUAUGUAAGGAGUGGCGGAACUUAGGCCAGGCUGUGCAUAGAGGACUUCACCACUGCUGAGGGUGAUUUUGUGCCAAACCCCCUCAAAGAACCCCAGCUGAUCAUUUCCCAAGAGGGUCCUGUCCCCCCUCCUGACUCUUGUAUGGGGCCAAUAAUUUGAGCUGAUAUUUUCUAGCUUCUGUUUUUAAACAGAGGCUGGUGGGCAGAGAUUUAGCUACAGCUUUAUCCUCUCAGGCAGUCAUUAUCCUGUUCAACCCAGAAAGCUUGUCAUUCUGCAGUGUUUCAUGUAUGUCUUGGUUUUUGGAUCUAGGUACAUGCACAUAGAUUUAUGCCAACCGGAUCUUCCGAUAUUUACGUCUGUGGAUAAUUCAUUCCUUGUCACCCAAUCCAAAGGUGGGGAAAGCUUAUCCUGGUGUAUGCUUAAUUUUCUGUGUUUUGUGUGUGUGUUUCGCUGGUGGAUUCAGUUGUAAUACAUAAUCUGAGGCGAUUGUUGUGCUGAUGGUGACCACGUCUGUUAAUCAAGGAAUAUCAUCAGCCUUCAGAUCAUGUGUGUGUGUUCAUGCAAGAAUUGACCACAACUGACCAGCCACUAUUCAGUGCCUGGGCAUUCUUCAGGGAGCGGUGGACCAAGCUUUGCUUGAAUUAGUUCUUAACCCUGGUUCCGAUAUUCUCUGGCAACCCUGACAUGCACAGUAUAGCUUUGCCCAGAUGAAAUUUCUGGUUCAAACAGCUCUGGAGUCCCCUUUGACAGUAUUACGUUUCUCAGCUCUCUACAUAUGAAAGGCAAAGGGGAGACGAGAACAAUGACUGGCAUCAGUGAUGACAACAUGAUAUUAAAGAGCCUGGCUGGCACAAAGGACCAUGAUUUGCAGCAGAAGAUUGACCAUGAGAUUAAGAUGCGCGACGGAACAGCCAAGCUGCUGGCAGCCUCCAAACACCCGGCUCAGAUGCUGGAGGCAGCCAAGAAUCUGCUCACAUCCAACACGCGCAUCAUCUCCUACAUGACAGAGCUGCAGCGCCGCAAAACAGCCGAGGUCAUGGGCAAGAACUCAACAUCUUCUGUGGCUGGGAACCAGGUUCCAUGUAAAGCCAAAGUUUGUGUCUCAGAUAUUAGAAUUCCAUUGAUGUGGAAGGACACAGACCAUUUUAAAAACAAGGGAGACCACCGACGUUAUGUCGUAUUUUGUCUUUUGAAAAUUGGCACAGAAAUCUACGACACAUCCAUGGUUAACAAUGUAGACAGAAGUAUGACAGAUAUUACCUUUGAUGAUGUUAUAGCUUUCAAUAAUAUUUCCCAUGACUUUGAGUGUAAAUUAGAAAUCUACUGCCACAAAUUACAUGAGGAUUUGACGAUUGCCAGCACCUCAAAGAAACUUCGGAAGAAGAUGAAUGACUUGUCGGGGUCUGUAGGACGGAGUGUGGGGAAACGCUUAUCAGGGCUGAAAGAUGAUGCUGACAUUAUUGGAAAUAUGGUUUUGGGUCCACGGUUUGAGUUGAUGGCCACAGGCAGCCUAACGUUAGCCGAUGUUGACAAUUGUAUUAGAACGUAUGAUCUCCAGUUAGAACCAGUGUCAGAGGCUGGGAGUGAACUCCCCUUGUUUGGUCACUACUGCUGCAAGUUUUCUGCUCAUCCAGAGUGUUUAAGGGAACCAGCUGGGACAGGCUUCCUUAAUUUACAGGCUAACAGCCAGGCUUCCUUACAGGAAGAUGAUGAUCUCUCAAAGUGGAAGAAAUAUUGGUGUGUGCUGAAGAACUUAGAAAUGGCGUGUUGGUCAUCGCCCACAGACGUGGAUGUCACACAGCCGCUCUUCACCAUCCCAGUCACCAAGAACACACAAAUCAGUGAUGCUGACCCUCGUACGUGUAAGCGCUCCCAUACAUUCCAUCUGAAGACAGUCCAGGGAGAGUUUGUAUCAGAACACACGCUGGCCGCCGAAAACAAAGAGGAGCUCAACAAAUGGUGGGAGGCCUUCCAACAACAUUUACUAGACCAAGUAUUUUGGAAGCAUGCCUGCGAACAACCAGUAGACAUGCGAUCAGCAUCACCACGGAAACUACCUCUGUUUUUGAGAAAGAGCUCUCUUUAUGAAGAUACGCCUAUAAAUGACCGGUCAUCAUACAAUGAAGAAGUUAUAGACAACCUUCAAAUGGAUGAGAAGCAACUGAGUCAGAUGUUAAACACGCUGAUGGGAGAGGCAAAGGAAAUACGGGGCGAUACAUCUAGUACAGCCAGCAGUUCAUCAACAGGCACCUGAACAAGGGAGAGAACUGUGUUAUCUAGAGAGUGUGCAAAGGCAGAUCACCCCCCAUACUCUGUAGUGAUGGACACCCAGAUUCAAGCAUGUGCUGAAUAUGUAAAGGCCAGGGAACCCAUCAGUGAUGAUAUUGCAGGCUUGCUUGUGUGCUUAAUCAGCUGUUAUCAAGGAUGUUUCAGAGUAUGUCAUUUACAUGCUUGGGAAAGUGCUGGUUUGUACAGUUACAAUCAGUUUUGGUUAUUAUAUAUCACGCCUCAUAAAUAUUGUAUCAACUUUGUACCUGUAUGUUACCAUGGUGACCUUUCACAUAUGUGCAUUCAAGCAUUUUUAAGAAUAACUACAACAACAAUAUGCCCAUUGGUGUCAGGGUAAAACUUUUUUUGUGUACCAAGAGAUAUGUAUCUCAAACAUGAUAACCAGAACAUGUGCUGGUAAGGGCAUUUACCAAUGAGACGUCAUUUAAUUGGAUAGAGGAGAUUCAGGGAAAACAAAAACUGGUCAUUCAUUCUUAGUUAAGCUGGUAACCCUCCGAAUGAAACUUUGUAAGUGUCCCAAACUUCCUGCAAUGAUUGGCUUUCAAAUUCCUAUUGUGCAUGAGCUUCAUUUGCACUGCGUUAUAAAUGUUGUGUUUUUCUCUAAGCUGAUCCAGACAUGUAAUGUUGUCAACAGUUACAUUGUUGUUUAGAACCACCCAAUCUAAGAAACCAUUUCUGAUUUUAAGACUCUGUUUCUUUUAAUUUUUGGGAAACCUGGUCCUUUACCUGGAAACUUUUUUGGCCAAUUUUCAUGUUGUUGUAGCAGGAAUAUUUGAUUUCUUUUUUCCCACAUGGUUAGACCAUCUAAUGAAAAACAUACUCAUAUCUUUACUUUUCGAAAAAGCUGGGAAGAAAUAUAAUAUUCUGCUUUUAGCACUACAACUAGUGAAGAAUUAGGGUAUAAUACUUAUUGUUUAGAAUUCUUCAACACCCAAAUUAAGAAGCCAUUUGUGAUUUUUACCUGCUUAAAGCAUCGUUUUAGGGUUUCCAAAGGCUUCAUACAGGCAAAGGCUUCAUUAGUAUGUACAGGUAGAAGACAUUUCCUAAGCAACGGGACGUUUGCUUUUUUCCCAUGAAGUCUUUCUGAAAUAUAUAUUAAUGGGAUGAAUAAAUGUGUUUACAUCUAAUUUGUUUUAUCCUUAUAAAUACAUGGUGUUGUGAAUUAUAUGCAGAUACUUGAAUUUUUCAACCUUUUUGCGUGUUUGCAGGGUGUUUAUUCAAGCAUAUUCUGAUAGCAUUAUUCUGUUUUGACUGAUAAAAUCAUACGUUUUGUGAAGAUUUGAAACUGGCCAAUCCAACCAAUGUAGUUUUGCCUCCAAAAUCUAAUUCAACAUGUGCAAAAUUGCAUUAAAAGUUUAUCAUUCAUAUAUGUGAAAAGAUUGGGAAAUUAAGGUACCAGGGCUCUUUAUUGUACAGCUCUGGGAAAUUCAGGACAGUAAGUCUUGAUCUUUGAUACAUGUAUAUGUAAAUCUAGUCUUCUAAACCUUCGUACUCUUAAGAUGCAUUGAGGACUUUUCUUGGCUAGACACACCACCUGACUAAGAAAUUCAUCUUCGUACGGUGAAUUAUGAAAGAUGAUUGAUUGAUUGAAGGGAACAGCCCAUUGAGCACCUCAGAUGUACGGCAGAUUUCUACAUCCAGCUGACAGAUACACAGACAUCACAAACAUUUUAGACUCAUUUUCAGAAUAGAUUUUCAUCAGGAGAGAAAAAGGGGAAGUAACUCUCAUAGUCUCUAUUUGUAGGAUGCUGCUGAAAGGAUUUGUCUCAUAGGGGAUUUCCCAGGUUUCCCCAACUUUUGGGUGACGAUUAUAGUAUUUUUAGAAUGUCUCUUUUAAAUGAAGAACAUACCCUAUAUAUAUAGCUAUUUCUUGUUUACCAGUGUCUACAUGUUGCUGUAUACUUAUAACUGAUAACACAAUUUUUACAU